Molecule: messenger RNA, 3356 nt
Organism: Etheostoma spectabile (orangethroat darter)
Lineage: Eukaryota; Metazoa; Chordata; Actinopteri; Perciformes; Percidae
Gene: dok1b
Product: docking protein 1b
Exons: 5
Coding region: 336-2444 (702 amino acids)
Biological process (GO): Ras protein signal transduction; positive regulation of MAPK cascade; cell surface receptor protein tyrosine kinase signaling pathway
Cellular component (GO): cytoplasm
Source: RefSeq, a predicted model, not a curated record
UAUUACGAGUGGCUUUCCAUUGGUCCAGCCCUACAGGAGGAGUGAGAGGCGACAGAUAGGCGACCCGCCGACAGCAUUUCAGACACUAGUUCACUUUUGUCGGGACCACCGACCACCCAGCGACUGCGUGGGACCUUUUUAUUUACCCCAUGACACCUACAACUGUGCGCGAGCGGUACGACAAAUGCGUUUUAACGGCCGGGGAGCGGAAGUGAGAGAACGGGGAAGUUGUGAGGGGAUAUAGGCAAAAAAAUUACCCCCUAAAAAGUGUUUUUGUCAAGUUCAAGUCAAAUUUCGCCUUUCUAGAGGAAGGGUGGCCCUGGAGUGUUGGGGGCAUGGACACCCACGUUAAGGAGGGACAACUUUAUGUGCAGCAUCAAAAGUUUGGAAAGAAAUGGAAGAAGAACUGGUUCGUGCUCUACCCGGCCAGCCAAAACGGCAUCGCCCGCCUCGAGUUCUACGACUCACCCUCGGGCGGAGGGGGCGGGGCCGUCGGAGGCUUGGGAAGCGGGUCCAAUGAGAAAACCAGAAAACUUGACAAGAAGAUCAUCCGCUUGUCCGAGUGCAUCUCCAUCCUGCCGGCGGUGACGGAGAGCUGUCCCAAAGAAAACAUGGCGGCUUUCUGUGUGGAGACCAACGACAAGACGCACCUGUUUGCAGCAGAGAAGAACGCCGCCAAGGACUGGAUGGAUACCAUGUGUGACAUCGCCUUCCAGCAGGGCGGAGGCGGCAGCAGCACCAGUACUGCUGCAGACUCUAAUGGAGGAGCCCAGGACCUGCAGAUGUCUGAAAACCUCAUCUACUACUCCAGAGAGGAGGUGAACGAGUUCUGGGUGAGCGUUCAGCGCACCGAGGCGUCAGAGCGCUGCGGGCUGGCGGGCAGCUACUGGCUGAAAGCAGAAAACGACAUCUUAAUCUUGAAGGAGCCAAAGACCAAGAGGAAGGUUCUCGUGUGGCCCUACAAGCUGCUGAGGAGAUACGGGCGAGACCGGGUGAUGUUUUCGUUCGAGGCGGGCCGACGCUGCGACUCGGGCCCCGGUAACUUCACCUUUGAGACCAAGCAAGGCAACGAGAUCUUCACGCUGGUGGAUCAGUCCAUCCAGUCGCAGAAGGUUCUGGCUGAGGAGAGCCACUUCAGCUUGCCCGUCAACUUUGACCCGGACUGCCCCGCGUCACUGCAGCACAUACGCAACGCCACUCCAAGUGGCACGACGGCAGGGAGCUACGACAGCAGCAGCAGCUCCAGCAGCCGGGAGGCAGACGGAGAUUCAGGGGGCAGCAAACCGGGCUCCGCUGAUGGCGUACUCGGGAAAAGAGAGGGUGGAGAUGGAGGAGGAGGAGGAGGAGGAGGAGGAGGAGGAGGAGGAGGAGGAGGAAGGGGGCAAGGAACAGCAGGUGGACUCAAGGGGAGGAGUUUACCAGAACCACCAGCCAUGUUGGGGGUUUUGGGAGGUGGCGGGGCCCCUCCAAAGUCUCCCAGAGGGCAGGUGGCAGCUAAAGGUUUCUCCUUGGCUGAUGAACAUGCAGGUCUUUACUCUGAGCCAGCAGACUCAGUGCGCCUGCCUCUGCACGGCGCUGACUCCCUCUACUCCGACCCAGUGGACAGCAUCAAAGCUCAAAGCCAAACCAGCAACCCUAGCCCUCCAGUGCCCACCCCACGCCUCCGACCAGUAGGAGAUGAAGCUUCGGGAGGGGGCGUCCAAGGGGAUCAUCACCUUGGUGGCAGCAACCACAGGAAGCCACCGGACGUGUACUCACACGUGUACGACCAGAUCAGCCUGGAGCUGAGCCAAAAAACCAGUGGGCUAAGUCUGAAUGGGGCUGCGGGGGGAGUACGAGGGGCGAACAGUAAUAGGCGACCCCCGGGAGGCAAAGCAGAAGGAGCUUCAUCCCCUCCUGCUCUUCGUCUGGAGCACAUAUAUGAUGAACCCGAGGGUUGCGCCAAAGGAGGCGCCAGCAUGUCCACUAGUUCAGGGAUGAGUGUUUACGACGAGGCCCGCUUGGAGCCCCACAGCCAGAGGAGACAGGGAGAAGUGGUGGCUCCGUCAGGACCGGAGGGAAAUUACAGCGCCCCCUCCCACGGAAAGCAGUCGGAGUCCCACAGACACUCGCCUCCGCAGCUGGGCCUGAGCCGCGGAACGCCACAACUUCCAGCUCCGAGGUGGUCCAAACCGGCCACCGCCCCCAAGCCGGGCAGGGCUGCUUUUGCUCGGAAGGAGCCAGUGCCACUGCCCCCUGGGAAACAUGGAGGUCCUGGUAGUAAUGUCAAAAACAACAACAACAACAACAAUAUUUGGGGGGGAGGAGGAGGAGACGGGGGGAGGGAGCUGUACAGCAAAGUGUCUAAGCAGAAACCUCCAUCUGCUAACUCGUGCUACAACCAGAACCACCAGGCGCCCCUGAGGUCACCUGACAUCAUCUAUGACAACUUGGGAAAUGUUUGACAUCCUUCUUUUGCUCCAGGGACUAAACAUGAAAUGUGUAUAUACUGUUGUGAAGAGAGGAGAAGUGCUAUUGCAGAAAACUUGGUUGAUGCCUUUAUUCCUGCAGUUUUCAUAGGGACUGAGCACAUUUCUCCCAUCUGUGGACUGGCAUAAUUAUUUCAGACAGUCGAUUCAUUUGGAGUGAGAUUAGCUCAGAACUAUGAGAAAACUACAUUAUGGCUGCAUUUUGAAACAUGGAGUGCAACUAUUGUAGGGCCACCCUCUGUGUGUGUGUGUGUGUGUGUGUGUGUGUGUGUGUGUGAGAGAGAGAAAGAGAGUGAGUGUUUGCAUGGUCAAAGCCAUAACUAAAGUACUAGGCCACAGUGUGGUUGGAAGCAGCCACUUCACUUGAACACACACAGAAAACGUUUGCCAAAAGGAGCCUGGCCGACAGGCUUCACUGUAACAAGCCGAGAGAGCGGCUUGGCUCUUCUUUUAUAAAAUGUCCGCAGUGCUUAUGAAGUCACUGAGAAACAUGUUUUUGCACUGCUUAGGUUUAGAGUAUCUUUGAGGCUAGCACUUUCUCAAAAGGAGCUCAUCUUUUUCUGUUUGUGUGUCCUGGACUCAUUAUCAUCCUGAAUCCCGAUCCCAGGGCACUAAUAUGUGACGUAGUUGUAUCUUAGGAUCUACUAAAUGGAAAAUCAUUGUUGAUACUGUUUUGGAGGAUGCAUUAAAAGUGGGACUUUAAGACUGGGUCAUGGAAACAAACAUAAUUGGGUCAUAAAGUGGUCACGGUCCUCAUGUAGCCUUUGAAUACUGAGUAUUAAUAGUAUCAAUCCCCUGCAGUGUGUCGGUAUGUGAAUGGAUGUGUCAUAAACAGCUGUGCUGUCUGUAAAUAUAACUAUUAAUAAAAAUGGCUCUAAAAACUUCAAA